Messenger RNA from Entamoeba invadens IP1, 1659 nucleotides. RefSeq lists its product as hypothetical. Gene Ontology annotation, cellular component: phagophore assembly site; phosphatidylinositol 3-kinase complex, class III, type I; phosphatidylinositol 3-kinase complex, class III, type II. Gene Ontology annotation, biological process: autophagosome assembly; autophagy of peroxisome; phosphatidylinositol-3-phosphate biosynthetic process. Gene Ontology annotation, molecular function: 1-phosphatidylinositol-3-kinase activity. Bases 1 to 1659 code for a protein of 552 amino acids. The record is from RefSeq and is a predicted model, not a curated record. Lineage: Eukaryota; Evosea; Mastigamoebida; Endamoebidae. The transcript has a single exon.
AUGCCUCCUCUUUCGACAACCGAAAAAUUUCUUUUUUAUCAACAGAUGGCGAUGGACUCCCUCCAUUCCUACCAACUUCUCGAUCUCAAAAAUGACAACAAUUUUUUACGAGAAAAUGCACAUGUAAUAAUGGCGUACAUCAAGCAUCUCCACAGAGGAUUUUAUAAAACUGAACUUUUUGAAUCUUUUUUGACGUUAGUUCAACACAACCAAUUUUUUGCGCUCCGUGUUGUCACGCUUCACCGGGCACAAAAUAUCUGUUUAUGUUCCGACUCAGAUUUUCAAAAACAUUAUAAUUACUCAUAUCACCCGAACAAGUGCGGAAUAUUGGAGGUAUUAAAGUCUCGAUUAGAACAUGAAGACCCACUCAUCACUCCUCUCACAUUUCAAUCUUUAUCAGAUACGGAACGGUCGAUUGAUGAACUCAUCUGUUGGCUGAACGAGAAGUACGCAGACGGGGACAGCAUAGAGGGACAGACUUUACUCUUCGACAGUGGGUUUUUGGGGCCCGAGAUUGUGUCUCAGGACGUGCAAAGUUUGAAAGAGAAAAAACAAAAACUCAUUAAAUGGCCGAUCCACGUUGACCCCUUUUUUUCAAACAAAAAUGUGAUGUGUUUACGAAUGCUCAAAAAAUUCAAAUCAACGAACGGACCGAUUGAGAUUCAAGUCACGGUUAUCGACAAUGUCGGGGUGGAUGUCUACUCAAUUUUAUAUAAAAAGGGCGACGAUAUUAGGCGGGAGUUGGCCGCAGAGACGUGCAUUGGAAUAUUUAAUGUCUUUUUCAGUUCCUUUUCAAAUAGAAAUUCGCACACAAAAAAUGAGAAGAAAACUCAAGAAACUACUCAAUCUCGUUCCGACAAAUCAUCUCAAUCCGAAACGCAGAGUGAUCAAGACAAAGAAACAGUAAAUGGUACUAUAAAAGAAAUCAUUGAUUCAAUCACACCAUAUGGCAAAACGUACAGAGUAUUACCACUUUUGUCUGGUGGGGUAAUAGAAAUGGUCGGGUGUACACCUCCAAAACAACUGUGUCGACAACACGCAGAGAUGACGUGUUGCGUCGACUUUUUCGAGUAUGAGGCUUUACUUGCCCAAAACUGCCCGAAAUGCGCCGCAGCUCUCUCAAUCUCGAGAUUGAGUGAGGCGGAAGGACAGCGAUUGAUAAGGAGCUUGGCUGGAGGAUUUAUCAGUGGGUAUGUCCUUGGAGUGCACGACAGACAUCUCGAGAACAUGAAGUUCGACCUUUGCACGUGGGAAUUCUUUCACAUCGAUUUUGGAUACCUGUUCAAUUCACGGCCAAACUUCGACGCAAACCUUUUUGCAGUGCCUGUCUCUAUCAGAAAACAACUUGGUGAAAUUAAUAUGAACUUAAAGAGCGAAGUGAUGAAUGGGUGGGACUUGUUCUUGAAGACAUCUGCCGACGGGUUUAUUGUGAUGAGGAGAAACGCAGGCGUUUUGGUUUGUUUGGUCGCGCUCUGCUUUUUUUUCGACGAUAAAAUUGAUAAGAAAUUUGUUGAGGAAUGGGUAAAUAAUAUUUUGUUUAUCGGACAAAACGAAAGCGAUGCAGUUGAACUUGUCAUUAAAGAUUUGCAAAAAUUUUCUGUCGAAAAGAUGAUCAAAGAUUCACAACAUGAGGUACUUAGGUGGCUCAGAGGAAUAUAA